Protomyces lactucae-debilis is the source of this 777-nucleotide messenger RNA. RefSeq lists its product as uncharacterized. Bases 1 to 777 code for a protein of 258 amino acids. NCBI's taxonomy places the organism in Eukaryota, Fungi, Ascomycota, Taphrinomycetes, Taphrinales, Protomycetaceae. The record is from RefSeq and is a predicted model, not a curated record. The transcript has a single exon.
AUGACUGUCCACCAAGGGGAGUUCAAGUAUCCUUAUCUGCAAGGAAAGCAUGCGCCAGAAGGGUUCAGGCGCCUCUGCUUAAAGAAGCUGUCCAAGAACCGGGGCAUUGUCCAACGUACCUCACCUACGGACAUAGAAGUCGUCGUAGAGUGUCGCGACGCGGAGGCUGUUGCAGUGGUGGCCAUGUUGACAGAUCUGCUGGCAGAGGGCAGGGGAGAUUCUGGUGUUGGAGACAGGAUCGACAAGUUCCCGUCGAGAAUCUGCAUGGAGCAAAUGGCACCGUUGCAGUUCUUGCGCCUCGGAUCAAUUGGCCAACGAGAAGACUCCGCCAGGUCCAGUAGCUCAAUUUCAACAUCGAGUGACGUGAUAGCUCCUUCUCGAGUGUCAACGGCCGGAAGUGCUAAGCAUGCAGUCAGCCUGACUUUACGCGAUACUGUGCAUCAGACGGCUGCUCAUUUGGACCAAUACGUCUCUCUGGGUGCACUGACUGACUGGGCGGAAUACGCUGUUGGAAAAGCUCAACACAUACACUGUGUUUACCUCAAGUCAGAGCUCUUUCAAGGCGGCCUCGGCACGACAGAAGUAAUAAGAUUUCAAACUACCACAUACAAGAUCACAAGCCAGGAAAUUGCUAUGCUUGCGCUGACCUCGGUCUUUGUCAAAGAGAAAAAGGACGUAUUUGAUCUUAUGCGCAGGGGAGAACUUCGCAAGUACAGGCUACUUCCUUUCCCGCAGGAGCCACAUAUUCGUGGAUUACAAGUCUGUCCUCCUCGCUGA